Molecule: messenger RNA, 294 nt
Organism: Metarhizium acridum CQMa 102
Lineage: Eukaryota; Fungi; Ascomycota; Sordariomycetes; Hypocreales; Clavicipitaceae
Source: RefSeq, a predicted model, not a curated record
AUGUUCAAGUCUACUUUGAUCUCUCUCGCGAUGCUGGCGAUUGCGCCUCUCGCCUUGGCCGAUAAUUGCACCGGCGGAUUGAGCUACUGCGGUAGCAGCCUGCUCAAAAAGGGAAGAUAUACCGAUCAAAUCAACCAGGCGCUCCUCGUCGCCGGCCAGCCUGACGAUUAUAACCACGUCCAUAACUCCAUCUUUUACUGCCUUGGUGGAUCAAGUGGUGCCAUCCAGUAUACGACAUACUGCUCUGGCUCAUGCCAGGACAAUGGACAGGGCAGGAGUGAUACCUGCGCUUAA